Hyla sarda is the source of this 5338-nucleotide messenger RNA. It is a transcript of the gene TRPM2, whose product is annotated as transient receptor potential cation channel subfamily M member 2. Bases 411 to 5018 code for a protein of 1535 amino acids. Gene Ontology annotation, biological process: calcium ion transmembrane transport. Gene Ontology annotation, cellular component: mitochondrion; membrane. Lineage: Eukaryota; Metazoa; Chordata; Amphibia; Anura; Hylidae. The transcript has 34 exons. Gene Ontology annotation, molecular function: ADP-ribose diphosphatase activity; ligand-gated calcium channel activity. The record is from RefSeq and is a predicted model, not a curated record.
UACCUUAGAGUUAACGCUUAUUGCCUUUGCUUGUUAAAUAAGAGUCAGUUACUAAUAUUUUGUGCUACAUAUUUAAUUGCAUGUUAUUUUAUUCCCUGUCGUUUCCAGUGCAGCUGCUUCAAUGCCCAGAUGUACUGCAGUAUCUGAUGCUUCUGGAAUCCAGCCAAAACCAUCCCUAAAAUGCAGCAUUUUAAAAAACAUCUGUGCUAAUGCUUCUGAGAAGCACUUUCUGUAAUAUAACACUUCUUUUUUCCAUUUUUCAAAGAACCAUUGUGGGGAGAAAAAAAAAACCUGCACUUUAAAUUCAAUCUCGACAAACGUGGCUCAUUUGUACUGCAGCUUCAGCAACAGAAGCUUGAUAAUAAAAAAGAUGUCAGAAACACCAAUUUGAAAUUUAAAACCAGUACCUUAUGAUGUCAUCUGCUGAGGAUAACAUUAGUCAAGAUGAAGAUAGCUUUAGGGCACAGCCCAAAAGAAUAUCACAUUUGGUAUCUAACUUGAGAUAUACUAGCAAGAUCAAGCGGAAGAAAAGGACAAACUAUUCCCCUUGUGGAAAUGAAAAGGAAAAUAUUGGCUCUUGGAUUGCAGAACAUAUUAAAAAGAAAGAAUGCACUUAUUAUGUGGAAAACUCCAAUGUGACUGAUACAAGGCGGAGCAUCUGUAUGUGUGGAUAUUCUAAAGAACAGCACAUCGAUUCAGCUACAAGACCACAGCCAUUCCAAAGCAAAGGAACAUGGGACGUAAAUGAACAUAUAAAGGAAAUGCCCACAGAUGCAUUUGGAGAUAUCAAUUUCACUGGGCUGGGUCCCAAAAUUGGAAAGCAGUUUGUAAGAGUAUCAUCUGAUACUCCAUCUUACGUUCUCUACCAGCUGAUGACUGAACAAUGGGGUCUUGAAAUCCCUAAUCUUUUAAUUUCAGUAACAGGAGGAGCUAAGAACUUCCGUAUGAAAAUGAGACUGAGGAAUAUUUUCCGCAGGGGUCUAGUAAAAGCAGCACAAACUACAGGUGCCUGGAUUAUAACUGGAGGUUCCCAUGCUGGUGUAAUGAAGCAAGUUGGUGAAGCUGUAAGAGACUUCUCUAUCGGAAGUACCAACAAAAACAAUAAAAUCAUCACCAUUGGUAUAGCAACUUGGGGAAUUGUUCACAAUCGAAACAGCCUGAUUUCUACCACUGGAUUAUUUCCGGCUCAGUACCAAAUAGAUGAGGAAAAUCAAGGAAGUCUUUCCUGCCUAGAUAACAAUCAUUCUCACUUCAUUCUUGUGGAUAAUGGAACAAAUGGCAAAUACGGUGUUGAAAUUCUUCUGAGGGCCAAGCUAGAGAAAUUUAUUUCAGAACAGACCAAAGAAAAAGGAGGAGUUGCUAUUAAGAUUCCAAUAGUCUGUGUUGUAUUAGAGGGAGGACCUGGAACACUUGAUACAAUCUACAAUGCUAUCAGCAACAACACUCCAUGUGUCAUUGUCGAGGGAUCUGGAAGAGUAGCUGAUGUCAUCGCCCAAGUUGCACAACUUCCAAUUUCAAAAAUCACAAUCUCUCUGGUCCAGGAAAAAUUACGCUCUCUGUUCCCUGACACAUUUGAUACAUUUACUGAACACAAGAUUGUUGAAUGGACCAAAAAGAUACAAGAUAUUAUGAGGCACAAGCAGCUACUCACCAUAUUUCAAGAGGACAAGGAUGACCAGCAUGAUAUUGAUGUAGCUAUUCUUCAAGCAUUGCUAAAAGCUUCACUAAGUCACGACCAACAAGGACAUGAAAACUGGGACCAUCAAUUAAAGCUGGCAGUGGCAUGGAAUAGAGUUGAUAUUGCAAGAAGUGAGAUCUUCACGGAUGAUCACCAGUGGAAGUCCUCAGAUCUUCAUCCAGUCAUGACAGCCGCAUUGAUUGGCAAUAAACCUGCUUUUGUAAAGCUCUUUCUAGAGCAUGGUGUGCGUAUUGAAGAAUAUGCUACUCAAGAAACCAUAAUUAACCUGUACAACAACACAGAUCCAUCCUGUUUAUUCCAUAGCAAACUUGCAAAAGUUAUUGAGGAUGAAAAGUUUCGAUUAGAAUUCCUAAAGUCGUCAAAACUUCGUCUUCACCAUGUGUCUCAAGUUCUGAGGGAACUCUUAGGUGACUUCUCAAAACAUCUCUAUCCAAAGCCCAAAAGUACAGAAAGACCAAGACUGUCUAUAGCAGUCCCACACAUAAAAAUAAAUGUACAAAAAGUCACACUCCGGUCUUUUCACAAAAGAUCUCAAGGAAAAUCAUCCUGUUCAAUUGAUCCAGUGAGGGAUCUUCUUAUAUGGGCCAUUGUACAAAAUCGUAAGGAAAUUGCCGAAAUUAUAUGGGUCCAGUGUAAUGACUGCAUAGCAGCAGCCUUAGCUUGCAGUAAGAUUCUAAAGGAGCUUUCAAAAGAAGAAGAAGAUACAGAUACUUCGGAAGAUAUGAUAGCUUUGGCUGAUGAUUUUGAGCAGAAAGCCAUUGGUAUCUUUUCUGAGAGCUAUAGAAAAGAUGAAGAAAGAGCUCUGAAGCUUCUUAUACGAGUUUCUGAGGCCUGGGGACAGACUACCUGUUUGAAACUAGCCCUUGAAGCUAAAGAUAUGAAAUUUGUAUCCCAAGGAGGCGUCCAGGGUUUUCUAACAAGAGUUUGGUUUGGAGAGCUGAGUGUGGACAAUGAAAUGUGGAGGGUGAUAGCUUGUAUGAUUUUCUUCCCUCUCAUAUAUACACGUCUAUUAACAUUCCGGAAAGACGAGGAAGUAGUCCAGAUUCAAGUUAUGAAGAAAGAAAACAACACAGAAGUGUUUCCUGAUGAUCCAGCACCUACUGAAACUAUAAAAAGUAAAGUUCCAAGGUCACACACAAUGGUUCCUAAAAAGACAAAUUGUAUGACCCCCACUGAGCGUUUCCAAGCAUUCUUUAUGGCACCAGUAGUCAUUUUCCAUCUAAACAUCUUAGCAUAUUUCGGCUUUCUUCUACUUUUUGCAUACGUGUUAAUGAUUGAUUUCCAACCAAGCCCAUCAUGGAGAGAACAUGUCAUCUAUUUCUGGCUCUUUUCACUGGUUUGUGAAGAAAUCAGACAGGUGGUGUAUGACCCUGAUGGAUUUGGACUUUUGAAACAAGCUUUAUUGUAUAUCAAUGACUUCUGGAAUAAGUUGGAUGUCUGUGCAAUUUUGAUCUUCAUUGGUGGUUUGAUCUGCAGGUUAAUUCCAGCGACAUUUUAUCCAGGAAGAAUAAUUCUCUCUCUAGAUUUUGUAAUUUUUUGCUUGCGCCUCAUGCAUAUCUUUACAAUUAGUAAAACUCUUGGACCUAAAAUCAUAAUUGUUAAAAGAAUGAUGAAAGAUGUCUUCUUUUUCCUCUUCCUUUUGGCUGUUUGGGUUGUGUCUUUUGGAGUUGCAAAGCAAGCUAUAUUGAUCCACAAUGAAAUAAGAGUGGAUUGGAUAUUUCGUGGAGUUGUCUACCAUUCUUAUAUGACCUUAUUUGGACAGAUCCCUUCCUACAUAGAUGGGGUGAAUUUUAACAUUGACCAGUGUACUGUAAAUGGGACUGAUCCAAAUAAGCAGAAGUGUCCUGAAUCAAAUAAGGAAAACCUUCAGCCUGUCUUUCCUCAGUGGCUAACUGUUAUUUUACUGUGUCUCUACCUGCUUUUCACCAACAUUCUUCUAUUAAAUCUGCUUAUUGCAAUGUUUAAUUACACUUUUCAACAAGUACAGGAACAUACUGAUCAGAUCUGGAAAUUUCAAAGACAUGAUUUGAUAGAAGAGUAUCAUGGCCGACCACCAGCCCCCCCACCUCUUAUUCUCUUCAAUCAUCUACAUCUGUUUAUCAAACGGGUCAUUCUCCAUGAACCUGCAGGAAGACAAAAGCAGCUAAAGGAAAAGUUAGAAAAGAAUGAAGAAGCUGCUCUCCUCUCAUGGGAAGCUUUUCUAAAAGAAAACUACUUACAGCACCUACAAAAACAGAUGAAACAAAGCACGGAACACAAGAUUAGAGACACGUCUGACAAAGUAAACACAGUCAUGGACAUGCUGGAAUUGGAUCAAGUAAAAAGGACUGGCACUAUGGAAAACAGACUGGUUUUCUUAGAAGAACAGGCACUACGAUCUGCAAAAGCAUUAAACUGGAUUGUUAACACACUCCUGGAUAAUGGAUUUGGUUCCAAAGAGUCUGCUCCAGUUAUUGUGUCAAGUAAGCUCCUUGAUGAAAUAGACCUAAAGGAUAAGGAUGAAACUUUUAUUUCUUCAUGCCAUGUCAAUGCCAGGAAUAUUCGCUACCCUGACUCUAAUGUUGUACGUUUUCCAGUACCUGAUGAGAAAGUACCUUGGGAGGUUGAAUUUAGUAUUUAUAAUCCUCCUUUUUAUACUGCUAUCAGGAAGGACACACGUUUUCAUGACCCUUAUACUGACUCUCCAGAGACACUGCAAAAAAUAAGAUAUAACACUUUUGAUGGAAUCAUAAAUCGUCAAAGCUACUGUGCAACUUAUGUAGUGCAAAAUGGACUGCCACUGAAUCCAGCUGGACGAACUGGUCUCAGAGGCAGGGGAAGUCUUUGUUGGUUUGGUCCAAAUCAUUCCAUUCACCCAAUAAUUACACAGUGGAAAAGAAACAAAGAUGGAUCUAUCAGUAAAAGAAAAUCUAAGAAAAUGCUGGAAAUCCUAGCCAUCAAGCACAUUACUUCAGAUCAUUGGGCUCUUCCUGGAGGCUCCCUUGAACCAGGGGAAACACUUCCACACAAGCUAAAGAAGAUCUUGAAGUACAAAUUCUUAGAGAAAUUUCAACAAUUGUUAAAUGAAAGUAUGGAAGUGUACAAAGGGUAUGUGGAUGAUCCAAGGAAUACAGACAAUGCUUGGAUAGAAACUACUGCACUAAGCCUUCAUUUUGAAAGACAGGAUGACCCAUUAUUACUACAAUUAAAUCAGAAUAUACAAACUCAUAAUCAAGAAAUUGCAAUUCGUUGGCAAGUUGUGGACCAGAAAAUUCCCCUUUAUGCAAAUCACAAAGACAUUCUUCAAAAGGCAGUAGACUGUCACAAUGCCUAUUAUUAACAUAGUGUCGUCCAAGUAUCUGUUGUUCAUGCUUUCGUCCAGUUUCCUUCUUAUUCUUUGGAUAAAUUAUAUGUUUCCAACAUUGUAAUAUUUUCUACAAAGCACUGCAAGGUAAGGUUCAGACUGAGGAAUACCAAAGUGUAUCUCUGGUUUUGUUGCAGCAGAAUCCCAUUGAAGUCAAUUACGCUGCACAGUCUACACUGUGUGCGCUGAAAUUCCACCACUGAAAGAAUGAUCAUUCUUCUCUAGCCAGAAUAUCUCCUGCCAGAGAAUCCGCAAUAUGAUACUAGCCUAAGGAUAUACAGUGGGGCAAAAAAGUA